Molecule: messenger RNA, 318 nt
Organism: Emiliania huxleyi CCMP1516
Lineage: Eukaryota; Haptophyta; Isochrysidales; Noelaerhabdaceae
Exons: 3
Source: RefSeq, a predicted model, not a curated record
CGGGCUCGGCCCGGCCCGCGACGGCUGGCCGCCGAGACGAGCGCGCUCGCGCUGCUCGUCAAGAUGGCGGCGGUGGCGAUUGCGGCGACGGUCGUUCAGUCGUUCGGCGCUCAGGCGUCUGUCCGAGGGCAUGAGCCUUCCGCGAUUCAAUCCCGCAGCCAAAAGCUGCUCGCUCGAACCGCGGCCGACUCUGCCAUCGCGGCCGCAGCUGUUGAGCUCUCCAGAAGACUGGUGCCUCAUAUGCUGCCUCCCUGCGGAAGUGUUGACUCGAUUCUACCUCGAAUUCUUCUACCCCCACGACUCGGAACGCGAAUGUGA